GAAUUGAACUUGUUGAAGAAAGAGAGAGUGUCUCACAUGCCAUGUGAACAACAGCUGUUUCCAUUCCCCCACUUUGAUAAUACAUCCUUCUUGCCAUCUUUGCUCUUGUCUUUUGACUCCCAUUAUUUCUUUCUUCCCAAACCCAAACCAAAUUAAUACCACCAUCUCUCUCUCUCUCUCAAACCAGAUCUCAAAGCUCUCUUCUUUCUCUCUAAUGGCACCCAUCAUAUCCUAAAACACCUCUCUCCCUCUUUCUUUCUUGUCCGAAAGAAGUUAAAUUUCCCACAAAUAUGAGGCCUUCAUUAGCCUCAACAACAUACUUUUCUCUCCUCAUUCUUACAUUCUCCGUCACCUUUCUUAUCUCCCUCGAAGCUGCUGCUUCUGCUUCUUCCAAAAACAGAGAUUCUCAGCCACUUCUUAACUUCAAAGCCAGCUUGCUUGACCCAUCUCUUCUUCAAAGCUGGGUUGCUAACCAAGACCCUUGUAGCUUCAAAGGUGUUACAUGCCAAGAUUCCAAAGUUUCCUCUAUUAAUCUCAGCUACACAGCAUUGAGCAUUGAUUUUCAUAUUGUUGCUGCUUUCCUUUUAUCCCUGCAAAACCUGGAAUCCCUUUCUUUGUUGAAGGCCAAUAUCUCUGGCAACAUUUCUUUCCCUUCUGGGUCCAAGUGUAGCUCCCUGUUGACCACCUUAGAUCUAUCUCAAAACACCUUGUCGGGUCCUCUUUCAACUGUUUCCAACUUGGGUUCUUGCACAAACUUGAAGGUUCUCAAUCUAUCAAGCAAUAGCCUUGAGUUUUCGGGUAAAGAAUCCAGGGGUUUGAAGCUAAGUUUGGAAGCUCUGGAUCUUUCUUUCAACAAGCUAUCUGGUGAAAACGUGGUUCCUUGGAUUCUUUAUGGUGGUUGCUCUGAGUUGAAGCUCUUGGCUUUGAAAGGAAACAAGAUUAGUGGUGAAAUAAAUGUGUCGAAUUGCGGAAAGUUGCAGUUUUUGGAUUUUUCAUCCAACAAUUUCUCAGUGGGGACUCCUUCAUUUGGAGACUGCUUAGCUUUGGAACAUCUUGAUGUAUCUACCAACAAGUUUUCUGGUGAUAUUUCCCAUGCAAUUUCUUCGUGUGUGAACUUAGAGUUCUUGAACCUAUCAAACAAUCAGUUUUCGGGGCCGAUUCCAGCUUUGCCAACUUCCAAAUUACGGCGCCUUUAUUUAGCAUUAAAUAAGUUUGAAGGAGAGAUUCCAGUGUAUCUCACAGAAGGUUGUUCAGGCCUUGUUGAGCUGGAUCUUUCUUCAAAUAAGCUUUCUGGUAUGGUUCCUAGUGGCUUUGGUUCUUGCUCUUCUAUGGAGUCUUUUUCUGUAUCGAGUAACAACUUCACUGGUGAACUCCCCAUUGAAAUAUUCCAGAAUAUGAGUUCCUUGAAGGAGUUGGGUUUAGCUUUUAAUUAUUUCUCUGGUCCUUUGCCUGAGUCUUUGUCUAGUCUUUCCAACCUGACCGUCCUGGAUCUCAGUUCAAAUAACUUUUCAGGAUCCAUCCCUGCUUCUUUGUGUGAAAAUCCCACCAACAGGUUGAAAGUUCUGUAUCUGCAAAAUAAUAUCUUAACUGGCUCUAUUCCUCCUACUCUCAGUAACUGUUCUCAGCUUGUUUCACUCCAUUUGAGCUUCAAUUACCUCACGGGUACAAUUCCUCCAAGCCUGGGAUCUCUCUCCAAUCUCAAGGACUUGAAGCUUUGGAUGAAUCAGCUCCAUGGCGAAAUCCCACAACAGCUAGGAAUCGUUCAGACACUUGAGACAUUGAUUCUCGACUUCAAUGAGUUGACUGGGACAAUACCUUCUGGCCUAAGCAACUGUACCAAGUCGAAUUGGAUUUCAUUAUCCAACAACCGGUUGACUGGUGAGAUUCCUGCUUGGCUUGGCAAGCUUUCCAUUCUUGCUAUCCUCAAGCUCAGCAAUAACUCCUUCUAUGGACGAAUCCCGCUGGAGCUCGGAGAGUGUAAAAGCUUGAUAUGGUUGGAUCUUAAUACUAAUAACUUGAAUGGGACCAUCCCUCCUAUGCUGUUCAAACAAUCUGGUAAAAUUGCUGUCAAUUUCAUUGCUGGGAAGAGGUUUACGUAUAUCAAGAAUGAUGGAAGCCAGGAGUGCCAUGGGUCAGGAAAUUUACUAGAAUUUGCAGGAAUUAGAGAACAACAGUUGGACAGAAUUUCUGCUAGGAACCCUUGCAACUUUACUACUAGAGUGUAUGGAGGUCUCACACAGCCCACAUUCAACAACAAUGGUUCUAUGAUCUUUCUUGAUCUUUCAUACAAUCUGCUGUCAGGGACAAUUCCCAAUGAGAUUGGCACAAUGCCGUAUCUCUUUAUCUUAAACUUAGGCCACAAUAAUAUCUCCGGAACCAUCCCACAGGACAUUGGGAAAUUGAAGGGUCUUGGCAUUCUUGAUCUUUCCUACAACCGAUUGGAAGGGUCGAUCCCACAAUCCUUGACUGGCAUUACUAUGCUCAGUGAGAUUCAUCUGUCAAACAACCUUCUCUCUGGAAUGAUUCCUGAAAUGGGUCAGUUGCUUACAUUCCCAGCUAAUGAUUUCCUAAAUAAUUCAGGUCUUUGUGGGGUUCCUCUUCCUGCCUGUGGAAGAGAUCGGUCGGCUAGUUCAAAUGCCGAGCACCGAGAACCCCAUAACAGAAAAGCUACUCUUGCAGAGAGUGUGGGAAUGGGAUUGCUGGUCUCUCUCUUCUGCAUCUUAGGUUUGAUCGUAGCUGUUAUAGAAACAAAGAAAAGAAGGAAGAAGGGUAAUGCUCUUGAUGUUCAUAUGGACAGCAAUUCCCACUCAGGCUCUGUAAAUACCAGUUGGAAGCUAACUGGCGCACGGGAAGCAUUAAGCAUAAACCUGGCUACAUUUGAGAAGCCCUUGUGGAGGCUCACCUUUGCUGAUCUUCUUGAAGCCACUAAUGGCUUCCAUGAUGACAGCCUUAUUGGUUCUGGUGGCUUUGGUGACGUAUACAAGGCCCAGCUGAAAGAUAAGAGUAUUGUUGCAAUCAAGAAACUAAUACAUAUUAGUGGACAGGGUGACCGUGAAUUCACUGCAGAAAUGGAAACCAUCGGGAAGAUCAAGCAUCAUAACCUUGUUCCUCUCUUGGGUUACUGUAAGGUGGGAGAAGAAAGGCUUCUAGUCUAUGAGUAUAUGAGGUAUGGAAGCUUAGAGGAUGUUUUACAUGAUCAAAAGAAAUCUGGGAUCAAAUUGAGCUGGGCGGCUAGGCGCAAGAUUGCUAUUGGAGCAGCUAGAGGUCUGGCAUUUCUUCACCAUAAUUGCACUCCGCAUAUAAUUCAUAGAGAUAUGAAAUCGAGCAAUGUCCUGCUUGAUGAGAAUUUGGAGGCGAGAAUUUCAGAUUUUGGGAUGGCAAGGCUUGUGAGUGCGAUGGAUACGCAUUUGAGUGUUAGUACAUUAGCCGGUACUCCUGGUUAUGUUCCACCUGAAUACUACCAAAGCUUUAGAUGUUCGGCGAAAGGUGAUGUUUAUAGUUACGGUGUAGUCUUACUCGAGUUGCUAACAGGUAAAAGGCCUACAGAUUCUGUUGAUUUUGGUGAUAACAACCUUGUGGGGUGGGUGAAACAACAUGCAAAACUUAAAAUAAGUGACAUCUUCGAUCUGGAGCUCAUGAAAGAGGAACCGAGUCUAGAGAUUGAACUUUUACAACACUUAAAUGUAGCCUGUGCUUGCUUGGAUGACCGACCAUGGAGACGACCCACAAUGAUUCAAGUCAUGGCAAAGUUCAAGGAAAUACAAGCAGGGUCGGGACUCGAGUCCCAAUCAACCAUUGCCACUGAUGAUGGAGGUUUCAGCGCAGUCGAAAUGGUAGACAUGACCAUAAAAGAAAUCCCCGAAGGUAAGCAGUAGGUGACCACACAAGGUGAUGAUUCAUUGAGAUCUCCCACAAAAUUUUCCCAACAUAAAAAAAGAAAAAAAGAGGCAUAGAACUGUGUACCAUUUGAUGUAUGUAUCUUGUUAUACAUAAAAAAAGAAAAGAGGAGGUUAUUUAACUUGCUUAUGAUAUGUGUAAAUAUACAGUUUGCUGUUAUUGUUUUGCAGUUGCUUUUGUUUUAUAAA
Messenger RNA from Gossypium arboreum, 4085 nucleotides. Its product is annotated as protein BRASSINOSTEROID INSENSITIVE 1-like. Gene Ontology annotation, cellular component: plasma membrane. Gene Ontology annotation, molecular function: protein binding; protein kinase activity; ATP binding. Lineage: Eukaryota; Viridiplantae; Streptophyta; Magnoliopsida; Malvales; Malvaceae. Bases 291 to 3875 code for a protein of 1194 amino acids. The record is from RefSeq and is a predicted model, not a curated record. The transcript has a single exon. Gene Ontology annotation, biological process: protein phosphorylation; hormone-mediated signaling pathway.